AUUUAACUCAUUGGCUGCCAUUGAUGUCACUUGACAUCCAAUCCAUUUUGACUGGGAGAGAUGGCAGUGAUUAUUGACAAAAUAUAUUGACCAACUCCCUAAAUUGGGGUUUGAUGUUGUCAUCGUUGUAACAAUAUUUGUAUUAGACUUCUCAGUCAAUAUACUUUAUUUAGCACAUUUAAAAGAUCCACAAGAGAAGCCAAAUUGCUGUACAUAAAACAGAAACAUAAGUUAAGACGUGAGAUACAACCACGUCAAAAGAAUUAAUUUAGUAAUUUUGUUGAGAAUAUGACAAUAUUUGUCGUUUUUUUUUUUUUUUUAAGAACUUCUGAAAUCUUCCCUUGUGAGACCUGUGGACCGUAUUAAAUUGUGAAGUGAAACAUUUACAUCCUAUUCAUUAUUAUUUUUUAAAGACUGCCACACUUUUAUAGUUUUAACUUCUCCCCUUAGUUCUUAUCCAUAGUUGUCUACACAGCUGUAAAAUACUGUAUCCUCAUUGUUGAGGCUUGCUGGGAGGUUUGUAUGUAAACACAAUUUUCUGUUGACAUUUAGUAACAAAAUUCAGGUUUGUCCGCUAAACGUCUGACACACUGAGACAAAACGCUCUGCUGUCAUUUGGAUCUAUAUUAUUAAAUAUGCAGUAGGUCUGAAGAAGCUGACGUUUUUUCCCUCGCCAACGCAAGCAUGUCACUGGUGUAUUGUAAUGCCCUCCCAAAAUCAGUUGGUUGUUUAUAAUUUUAAUGUGUUAUGUAAGAGUAAGAUGUAAGAGUUUCUUCCGUGUCAAAGGUGCAUACAAGGCAAAAAUCUUUAACUUUGAAAUGAAGCUAAACAUCAACACAGUGUUACGUAAUGGUUUCGCUUGAGCAUGUCAAGGUGCAUCACGGAAUUCAAAACAAAUGGAAGAUGGACUGAAAUACUGAGUGCGGGACGCAGGGUUCCUGGAGCAGGCGCACCGUGUCAUCAUCCCCCUUCUGUCCUCUCGUAUCCCCCCUCCCCCUCCCUGUGUGUUCCCCUGUAUGUUACUCACCCUGCAACCCUACCCACCCCCAUCUGAUUGUUAGUGUUGCAUCGCCGCUCCAACCCGAAGCCACCCUCUCACCCCAUGCUUGGGAUAAAGCCAGCUCACUGCCAGCCCAAUGACUGCCUGGAUCGUCCUGCCGGUCAGCCUGUCUGCCUUCUCCAUCACAGGAAUAUGGAUAGUGUAUGCCAUGGCUGUUAUGAAUCGCCAUGUUUGUCCUGUGGAGAACUGGUCCUACAAUAUAACAUGCACAGAAGAGCUUCUCCGACCAGGCUUGCCCAAGACCUGCUGCACCAUCCAGGACAUCCCCCUCAUCAGUAAAUGUGGUUCUUACCCUCCUGAAAGCUGCCUGUUUAGCCUCAUCGCCAAUGUUGGAGCCUUUAUGGUGGUGAUGGUGUGCCUUUUGCGCUACGCCCAGGUGAUAGAACACAGCCACAGAUGUUGGGUAAACACCAGCGCGCUGGUGUCAGGCUGCACCAACGCAGUGGGUCUGGUAAUGGUGGGCAACUUCCAGGUUGACCACGCCAAGUCUCUUCACUACGUGGGCGCCGGCGUGGCCUUUCCAGCAGGGCUGCUCUUCGUGUGCUUACAGUGCGUGCUCACCUAUCGGGUGGCCGUCACCGCCCUCGACUAUUGGAUGGCCCAUUUCCGUGUGACUCUGGCCCUCGCAGCCAUGGUCUCCCUCGUACUCAGCGGCAUCUUCUUUGUGCAUGAGAGCUUCACACUCCAGCACGCCGCAGCCAUCUGCGAGUGGGUCUUCACCGUGGACAUCCUGGUCUUUUACGGCACCUUCACCUACGAGUUCGGCACGGUCACCGGCGAGACCAUGAUAGCCGGCCUGCAACAGUGUCUCCACCACGGCUCGGGGGUGAUGUUAGGCCCCAGGACCAGGGACUCGGCACUGAGCGGGGCGACCAAGGGUCUCAAGUCACCCGGGGGUAGCAGCACAUCCACGCAUCUCAACUGUACCCCUGAGAGUAUAGCCAUGUUGUGAGGAGCCCCGUGGAUGCUUACCUCCUGGAAAUAUGACUGCGGUAGCAUGCUAAGAGAGAGACUCGUUCUGUUUUCUAACAAAUUCAGCCAACACUCACCUGUCAUGCUGUAAUAUCUUUUUCCCCAGCCUCACGUCAAGGGACAAGCAAGCUUGAAUGGUAAGCUGCCUCAGUAUUUUCGCAAGAAUUUAAGGAAGUCAUAUGAAAUUGAUGGACUGUACAUGAGUUUCCCAACAUAUGCGUUUUCAAAUAUACAGUGAUCCCUCGUUACUUCGCGCUUCAAACUUCCUACCCUCAGUCUAUUGCGGAAUUGUUUAAAAAUUAAAAAAAAAAUAAAAUAAAUAUAGUACUUUUUAGAAAUGUCCCAAUCCGAUCACUUACUGCCCCUCUCCCUCCUGCUGCUUUUCUUGCUCAGCAGGCAGAUGGAGUUUGCUUGUUAAAGUUAACGAUGAGUGACGGGCGCUGCUUUGAUCUUGCCAGAGAAGCUCGGUAGCACUCUUCUAAGCAGCAGAUCUGUCAAUCAUUGUUUUGCUUGUUAAAGGGUAGUGUGCUGUGGCAACUCGUGUAAGUGACGAGAGGCUGGCCUCAGCAGUGUGAGUGGAUUUGAGUGGACUCACUCAAUGAAGUAUUUAAUAAAGACAAGCAUUUUGCUACUUUAUUCUUGUUUAAAAGUAAUUCAGUGGUACAGUAACAUGUUUAAAACUUUAUUUUUUGAUUUGAGGGAAAAAGGGAAAACAUAUGUAUUUUAUAUGUAUCUCCAACGCUAAAUCUGAAUAAAUACAUUGAAAACACCAAAAAAACCUGAUGUUUGCACCAAAGUGGUACUUAGGUAUACGAUAGCAUCGAAAUACAAUCCUUUCGACAGCCGACGUAAAGUUUGGCUUGUUUCUGCUUUUUCAAUGUAGAUAAGCUCCGACUCUACUUUGCGGAUUAUCGCAGGCGGGGUCCCCAUUAACCGCGCAAAACGAGGGAUCACUGUAACAGUCAUCAGACAUAGCAUUUGGUUAGACCGGGGGUCGGCAAACCGCGGCUCCAGAGCCGCAUUUGGCUCUUUAGCGCUGCCCUAAUGGGUCCAUGGAGCUUUUUCAAAAAUGUUUGAAAAUGGAAAAAGAUGGAGCGAAAUGUAUUUUUUGUUUUUAUAUACUUUCUGUAGGAGGACAAACAUGACACAUUCUCCUAAUUCAUUAAUAUAGUAAUGAAGUUAAACUUGAGGCAGCAUGGUACAACAGAGUCAUCACGUGGGGCGUCAUUCUCUAUAGGACGCACUGCAGGGAAAAUAAUCAUUUAAUCAUGAAGGCUCAUUAUGUAUUUGUAGCCAAUUUACCGUAAUUUUCGGACUAUAACCGCUCCCUUUUCCUUUCAUUUUGAAUCCUAUGGCUUAUAGUCCAGUGCGGCUUAUUUGUUGAUUUAUUUGGUUUAAUGGGCAACACAUGCCUCCUAGUAUGCAUUGCAGCGCUACAGAUGUAAAUAACAAUCAAAAUUCAUGUUCUAUGCUAAAUAUUUAUUCUGUUACUGUUCGAGUUGUCAUUAAUUGCUUGUUUUGGUAUUUAGUAACACUUUGUUUGACAGUGGUGUCAUAAGACGGUCAUAUUUAUUACACUAUAAUGGGUAUUACUGAAUGGUUAUGAGAGAUGUCAUUGAGUGUCAUCCGGCAAAUUAUGUUACUAACUCCAUUUAUGUCCACUUUGGAUCUUUUACGUCCAUUCAAAAGUGAUAUAAUUUGCCAGAUAGCACCAUCUGUUAUAAGCAUUCAUUAAUGCUCAUGACAGUGUCAUGUCUUAGUUAUGAUGGUCUAAUGACAUUGCGCCACUGUUAAAUAAAGUGUUACCAAAUACCAUAGCUAGCAAUUAAUGAAAUAACUGGAACAGUAACUGAAUAUUUAUUUACAUCUGUAGUGCUGCAAUGCAUGUUGGACAACAACAGCGUUGACAGCAGAGGUUGACUGUCUCCCCGAAGGGAGCAGUGAUGGCCAAAUGAAGCUUCUUGAAGCAAUAAAGCUUUGCUACCAAUUGGUUCAAAGCUUCAUGGUGUUUCACUUGGUCUUAUGAAAGUCGUAUGAUGCCACUGUCAAAUAAAGCGUUACCAGUUUAUAUCUUUUGGUGUAAAUAUCCUAUAAUACAGUGAGGAUAGCUGCAGUUUAUAGUCCAGUGCAUCCUAUCUAUGAAUAAAUGCCGUUUUCGUGUCACAUUUGGUGGGUGGCGGCUUAUAGUCAGGUGCGCCUUAUAGUGCAAAAAUUAUGGUCGUCAUUUUGAUAAUAGGCUAAUAUAGAUACAUACAGCAUGUGUUGCCUUCAUUAUGAAGCUUUUAUUUAUUUAUUUAUUUGCUGCUCCAGAUAUAUCUACAGGGUGACCCAAAAAACAGUUUACACUGCCAUAAUACAACUUAAAUGCCAUGUUUAUUCAGCUUAGAAUUAGAAUUUAAUCACAAAUUAUUAGGGCUCACAAACGAUUAAAAUUUUUAAUCGAGUUAAUUACAGCUUAAAAAUUAAUUAAUCGCAAUUAAUCGCAAUUCAAACCAUCUAUAAAAUAUGCCAUAUUUUUCUGUAAAUUAUAUAUAUAUUCUGUAAAAUAAUUUGUUGGAAUGGAAAGAUAAGACACAAGAUGGAUAUAUACAUUCAACAUACGGUACAUAAGGACUGUAGUGGGCAUUUCACUCUACUGUCAUUUAAAUCUCUCUAUGCUGUCCUCACUCCGAAGCGUCUACUUUUUCCAAAGCUAGACAGCUAGUGAACGACGCCUUAGUAAUCAGACUUCUUCCUUUUCCAUCUGAUUUAUUAAUAAAAUGGCCUCAAACCACUGUCCUCUUUAGACCGUAGUGAAAUUACAAAAAAAAAAGUACACAAGCAUUGCAUUAGCAACAACGUUAGCUUAGCACGCUAUACAGGUUCACUAAACAUAAACAAAAAGCGUCUCAUACAAAAAAUAUAACAUUUCGCUUACUAACAUAAUAUGUACAUUCUUUACAACAACCAUACUUACGGACAAAUCUUGUCCAAGGAUCAUAUAAGCACAACAUUACAACGUAGGCGUCAGCCCGAGACGUCGUGCAGCCUCUCCAAGGCUGCCACAGAAGUUUGUGGCUUCUUACAGGCACUGUCCUCCACAGUUGCCCAUAUGCUAUAAUCCAGGGGAUUAAGAUCUGGACUCUGGGGUGGCCACAUAUCACCUUGUCAAUCAACUUUUUGGUCCGCACAGAUCGGCACUUCCAGACCCAGGUUUUCGUGAGGCUGUUCCCGGAUCUUUCAGCUUCUUUUUAACUUUGUAGACUGCACAUCUGGAUAUUCACAGAUUUGCUGCAAUCUCAGUAGGUGUCAGACCGGCACGCAGCAAUUCAGGUACAGCUAAAGUUUUCUUCAUUUUCAGCAGAAGCACAGGAAUUGUAGAGACGAGAGAUUACCAGCUGCAUUGAAUGACCUUAAUGAAUCACUUAAGCAUGACAACGUAUUUAGAUAUGUUUCAGUGGCUUUUAAACAAGCAGUCAACUGAGUGUAAACUUUUUUUUGGGUCACCCUGUAUAUAAUAUGGCGGACAACACAGACAAGACUGAAAAAGCGGUUUCUGCUCUUGCACUCCUCUUUAAAAGAAACUUUGUGUGUUGUUUGAUAGAACAAUAUUUCUAUAUGCUGCCAUAGCAUAUUCAUGGAGUAUUAAGCCCCCGAACUAUUUUUAAUUUGUCCGUUUUACCUUGAAAACCCCAUUUACAGACGUCGCUUUUGUUUCAACCCAGCCAUAAAACGAAGGUAAAUAAUUGUAUUUAUUAUUCAAUUUGUCUGUCGUUUUAGCUUAGAAUCAUUCAUUGAUGUCUCAUAUUUCGUUUAAAAAAAUAACGACUUUAAAAAAUUAUUCACUCACAUAUUUUAAACAAAUUAUGUCACAAUGAAAAAAAUGGCGUCUGUAAAAAAGUCAGGAUAUCUACCUCAUAACUGUCGCUUAAUUUAAUUUUUUUGUUACUGUUGCAUUUUCUCUGAUAUGUUAGAUGGUAAAUAAUCGAUCCAAUCAAAGAAAAGUUGAAAAUAAAAGUUUAAAAGGGUAAAUAUAUGAAAAGAAAAUCUCGACCACUCCUUGAUAUCUGCAAUUUCUGCAUCGUCGCCCUUGUUAUAUUACCAGGUUUCACUCAUAAAAUCCCCCCAAAAUCCAGAUGUGGCCAUUCACAGCUGUCUCUUGGCGCUCAGUGAUACAUGCUACAUGGAGUUUUUGGAUUGAAACGAGGUAAGUACGCGAUAUCUCGUUAAAGUCAUGGCGUCUGUAAUUCUGCUCUCGCUUGCUCUCACCUCCAGAAAAUUGAGAUUUUAAGCUUUCCAAUGAUGUAUAACACAUGCAUAUCGGACAAUUUUGAAAUUUGGCCAAAUUGGGGGUCCCAGAGCGGAACUUCAAGUUACCUGACUGUUUUCCGCCACAUAUAUUUUUUUGUCCAAUAUGACUCAUUCAACAUUUUUGGGUUGCCGACCCCUGGGUUAGACCAGCGCCAUUUUUCAAUCAAUGUGUGCAACAACAAACAUCCCUAAACAAUGUCCUCACGUCCUCCGUUAAGACAAAAUGUCAGUGCCUGACCUUUUGUAUGGUGUCCUAAAUUCUACAGGAAAGCUUUCGUCGUGAUGCUAGAGGAACAUACUAUUUGAUCAUGGAAUGUUCCCAAUAUGGUUUCUCAUAGGAUGUUCAAAGAUAGAUUUAGUCUUUUUCUCAACGUUUUUAAGUGUGUGUUUCUGUUAAUGGCAUGAUACAAAACUUGAAGCAGCUUUGGUUGAAGGUUGACGCUAGGACGGUGAACACUUUUGGAUUAAAUUGGCCACAUUCCACAGGAGUGUCAAAGUGUACCCCGUCAUAAGUAGAGAAGUGGGCUGCCUUGAUGCAAGAGGUUCUAACAUUUUAUUUGAAAUAUUUGAUUUUGUUGGCUGCUGUGGCCUUGCUUGAAAGAUCCCCAAUUCUUUAUGGAUUUCUCGCACUUUUUAAAAGAGAAUAUGAAUUCAUAUUUUUUGUAGUUAAACAAUUCUGAAUGUUGAUGAUGACAGUUAACAGCUUUCUCCUAAUACGGCAAGUCCAAUAUGAUUUCAAAUGUUGUCUAUUGAUAAGCUCAGCUGCAUAAACACUGCAAAUCCCCCAAAAAGAAGUUCAAUUUUUAACACUGCACACAUUUUCAUAAAACUAAAUAUUUUCAACCGGGAGGCUUGGAAACAUUUCAGGUAGUUGGCUGACCUCAUCUUUUGACCACAUAACGUUGAACCUCAUAACACAUCCCACAGGACGGAAGUUAACUAACUUGAUUUGUCUUUUAUUUGCCUGUCACUCCGGAGCAACGUCAAAUAAAAAUUGCUCCAUAGUUUCCUUUUAUGUUUUUACGACUUUUUUUAACCUCGUCCUUACCAUCUAUGUUACAUCGGGAAAAAAUUGUUAAUUAUUUAUACUGCUGAUUUCUUUAAUGAUGCCAAACUUUUUUUUUUUUAAUUGUUGUAAGCCUUGUUGGCCCUUAAAAUGAGAAACUACUCACAGAUACAGUGAGGAGCAGAAGUAUUUGCACCCCUUGUGACUUUGCAAGUUCACCCACUUAGAAAAUAGUUACAGAUCUGAAAUUUCAAUCAUAGAUGCAUUUCCACGUAAAAAAUCCAGAAAUUAAGUUGUAUGAUUUAAAAUAUAUAUAUAUUUGUAAUUUACUGGGGUUCAUAAGUACAGUGGGGCAAAUAAGUAUUUAGUCAACCACCAAUUGUGCAAGUUCUCCUACUUGAAAAGAUUAGAGAGGCCUGUAAUUUUCAACAUGGGUAAACCUCAAUCAUGAGAGACAGAAUGAGGGGGGAAAAAACAGAAAAUCACAGUUUGUUUUUUAAAGAAUUUAUUUCCAAAUUAGAGUGGAAAAUAAGUAUUUGUCACCUACAAACAAGCAAGAUUUCUGGCUGUCAAAGAGGUCUAACUUCUUCUAACGAGGCUCCACUCGUUACCUGUAAUAAUGGCACCUGUUUUAACUCAUUAUCGGUAUAAAAGACACCUGACACUGACAACCUCAGUUGCAUUGAUCUUACACUCAAUGCAAGAUCUCACCCCGUGGCAUCAAAAUGAUAACAAGAACGGUGAGCAAAAAUCCCAGAACAACACGGGGGGACCUAGUGAGUGACCUACAGAGAGCUGGGACCACAGUAACAAAGGAUACUAUCAGUAACACAAUGCGCCACCAGGGACUAAAAUCCUGCACUGCCAGACGUGUCCCCCUGCUGAAGCCAGUACACGUCCAGGCCCGUCUGCGGUUCGCUAGAGAGCAUUUGGAUGAUCCAGAAGAGAACUGGGGGAAUUGUGUUAUGGUCUGAUGAUACCAAAAUAGAACUUUUUGGUAGAAACACAGGUUCUCGUGUUUGGAGGAGAAAGAAUACUGAAUUUCAUCCGAAGAACACCAUACCCACUGUGAAGCAUGGGGUGGAAACAUCAUGCUAUGUGGCUGAUUUUCUGCUAAGAGACCAGGACAACUGAUCUGUGUAAAGGAAAGAAUGAAUGAGGCCAUGUAUCGAGAGAUUAUGAGUGAAAAUCUCCUUCCAUCAGCAAGGGCAUUGAAGAUGAGACGUGGCUGGGUCUUUCAGCAUGACAAUGAUCCCAAACACACAGCCAGGGCAACAAAGGAGUGGCUUCGUAAGAAGCAUUUCAAGGUCUUGGAGUGGCCUAGCCAGUCUCCAGGUCUCAACCCCAUAGAAAAUCUGCGGAGGGAGUUGAAAGUCCAUGUUGCCCAACGACAGCCCCAAAACAUCACUGCUCUAGAGGAGACCUGCAUGGAAGAAUGGGCCAAAAUACCAGCAACGGUGUGUGAAAAGCUUGUGCAGAGUUACAGAAAAUGUUUGGCCUCCGUUAUUGCCAACAAAGGGUACAUAACAAAGUAUUGAGAUGAACUUUUGGUAUUGACCAAAUACUUAUUUUCCACCAUGAUUUGCAAAUAAAUUCUUUAAAAAUCAAACUGUGAUUUUCUGGGGUUUUUUUCCACAUACUGUCUCUCAUGGUUGAGGUUUACCCAUGCUGACAAUUACAGGCAUCUCUAAUAUUUUCAAGUGGGAGUACUUGCACAAUUAGUGGUUGACUAAAUACUUAUUUGCCCCACUGUAUUUGUACCCCUCAGAAUCAGCAAUAGUUAUUUUUAAUAACAAAAAAGUCCACCUUUACGAGUAACCACCCACCCACCACUCAUUUCAGCUCCAACUGCUACCAUGGGCAAGACCAGAGAGCUUUCGAAAGACAGCAGCGAAAAAUUGUUGAGCUCCACAAAGCUGGAAAAGGCUAUGGGACAAUUGGAAAGCAGCUUGGUGAGAAUAAAUCAACAGUUGCAGCAAUUGUUAGAAAAUGGAAAAGGCUAAAAAUGACUGAUAUCUACCUUGGACUGGGGCUCCAUGUAAAAUCUCUCCUCGUGGGGCAUCACUCAUGAUGGGAAAAGUGAGUGCUAAGCCUAGAACUACAUGGCAGGAGCUGGUUAAUGACCUGAAGAAAGCUGGAUGCACAGUUUCAAAGGCUACUGUCAGUAGAACACUGCGGUGCAAUGGUUUAAAUCAUGCAUUGCUCAGAAGGUUCCCCUGUUGAAGCCAGUACAUGUGAAGGCCAGUCUGAAGUUUACCAGGGACCAUCUGAAUGAUGCAGAGGGGUCAUGAGAGAUUCAUGUGGUCAGAUGAGACCAAAGUAGAACUUUUUGGUGCAAACCUGUCAUGUGUAGAGGAAAAAUAAAAGAUAAGUACAAUCCCAAGAACACCAUCCCCUCUGUGAAGUAUGGGAGUGCAAAUCUCAUGAUUUGGUGCUGCUUUUCAGCAAAGGGGACAUGGCGACUGUAAUGUAUAAAGCAGAGGAUCAAUGGUGAAAUUUAUUGUUAUAUAUUGAGCCACAACCUCCUUCCCUCAGUCAGAGACCCAAAGAUGAGUCAUGACUGGAUCUUCCAACAGGACAAUGAUCCGAAGCGCAAAACCAAGUUGACCAUGGAGUUGCUGCGUAAAAUGCAUAUCAAAGUUCAGGAAUGGCCAAGCCAGUCUCCAGACCUCAAUGCAAUAGAAAAUCUUUGGAUGGAGCUGAAACUUCAUGUUUUUCAACAACGGCGCCGAAACCUGACAGAUUUACAAAUAAAUGAUUGAAAAUCAUACAAUGUGAAUAAUGAAUUUUCUUUCUUAGAUUACGUCUCUAUAAGUGGAAAUGCAUCUGUGAUUGAAAUUUCAGACCUCUACCUAUUUUCUAAGUGGGUGAACUUUCAAAAUCACAAGGGGUGCAAAUACUUCUGCUCCUCACUGUUCAUUUUGCAGUAAUUCUGCAUAUAAUGGCUUUUUUAAAAAAGGUAAUAUAUAUACUGGUAUAUGCUUUGAGCUAGGCUGGACCUUGUUAACAUUUGUUAGUCUGCUGAGCCCAUUUUGUAUGUAUGGGUGACAGACUCAAAAGUCCCCACGGUAUUCCGCUUAACACCAUUUAAAAGCGCUUUUUCCGGCUGUACUGGCACCCUUUGCCAAUUUUGAUUGUUUUUGUUUUUUGUACAAAUUUGUGAGUUAACAAAUUUAGCCUUAUCCCUCAUUAUGUGCCAGGGAAACACUUUGUGUUGAGCCUUAGCCUUGUUCACCAUUUUGAAACCAAAGUCACAGGUUGUGACUUUUAUGGGCAGCUUGUUUGGGACAUUACAACAGGGUUGGAUUUAUUAUUCAGCUAUAGUAUCAAUACAAUCUGCCACAUUAAACACUGGACUUUUAAACUUUUUUUGUAGAAAAUGUGCAAAUAUGUCCCAAUUUUCUUGACAUGGCUUCACCUCUUCUAUGAUUGGAUAGCAAGCAGUUCAGUGUGUUUCUGUAUAGAAAAAUGAUGGAUAGCUUGAAGUCCUAGACAAAAUAUGAAGUGAUUUUUUUUUUUUUUUCAAUUUGGUCACUAUGUCAAAUCCCGAAUCACUUUUUUUUUUUUUUUUUUAACAUUCUGUAAAUAUCUAUGCCUUGUCUAUAAUUUAGGUAUUUAAUUUGACAGAGAUUUAUAUUCAAUAUGAAAUAAAAUCUUAAAUUAUGACUGUUCUUGGACUGUUAUUUUUAAGUCGUGUUUGGUGGUUAACUUGUAGAUAGGGGUGCUUUCAUCACACCUAUUCUGAAGAAACCCAAAUUGGAUCCCACCAAUUCCAAUAACCUCCGCCCCAU
Molecule: messenger RNA, 11119 nt
Organism: Corythoichthys intestinalis (scribbled pipefish)
Lineage: Eukaryota; Metazoa; Chordata; Actinopteri; Syngnathiformes; Syngnathidae
Gene: tmem150aa
Product: transmembrane protein 150Aa
Exons: 8
Coding region: 1137-2012 (291 amino acids)
Biological process (GO): protein localization to plasma membrane
Cellular component (GO): plasma membrane
Source: RefSeq, a predicted model, not a curated record